This is a messenger RNA of Plutella xylostella (diamondback moth), 457 nucleotides long. It is a transcript of the gene RpL27, whose product is annotated as ribosomal protein L27. Gene Ontology annotation, biological process: translation. Gene Ontology annotation, molecular function: structural constituent of ribosome. Lineage: Eukaryota; Metazoa; Arthropoda; Insecta; Lepidoptera; Plutellidae. The record is from RefSeq and is marked provisional. Gene Ontology annotation, cellular component: ribosome.
GGAUAAAGAGAAUAUCCAUCCAAGAUGGGUAAGAUUAUGAAACCUGGGAAGGUGGUGCUGGUCCUCAGCGGCCGGUACGCGGGCCGCAAGGCCAUCGUGGUGAAGAACUACGAUGAGGGCACCUCCGACAAACCCUACGGCCACGCUUUCGUCGCGGGCAUCGACAGGUAUCCCCGUAAAGUCAACAAGAGGAUGGGCAAGAACAAAAUCCACAAGCGAUCCAAGGUCAAGCCCUUCGUCAAAGUUGUAAACUACAACCACCUCAUGCCCACCCGGUACAUCGUAGACUUCAGCUUCGACAAGUUUGCUGCCAAGGACCUGAAAGACCCCGCCAAGCGCAAGAAGCUGCGUUUCAACACCCGAGUACGUUUCGAGGAGCGAUACAAGAGCGGGAAGAACAAGUGGUUCUUCCAGAAGCUUAGGUUCUAGGGUGUAAUAAAAAUUAUUUCUUAACGCA